This is a messenger RNA of Suillus bovinus, 2418 nucleotides long. RefSeq lists its product as uncharacterized. Gene Ontology annotation, biological process: vesicle-mediated transport. Gene Ontology annotation, cellular component: endocytic vesicle; cytosol. The transcript is spliced from 8 exons. The record is from RefSeq and is a predicted model, not a curated record. The coding region runs from base 1 to 2418 and encodes 805 amino acids. Gene Ontology annotation, molecular function: guanyl-nucleotide exchange factor activity; small GTPase binding. Lineage: Eukaryota; Fungi; Basidiomycota; Agaricomycetes; Boletales; Suillaceae.
AUGCUUGACGCCCAGGAAAACUCAACAUUAACGUCUGACCUUGAUUCCCUUCACAUAUCUCUUGAUUCACGCCCUCCUCCUGGCUUACGGACUCAUGCCAUCGCAUCUGUUACUGAGGCCCAGAAUCCAUGGUCAGAAGAGCAAUUGAAGCUCGAACUGAAGCCCGCGCAUACCCCAGAUCCAACAGUGAUUAACGCCGCUUCAUCAUCUGUCUUUGCUUCACCAGCAGACUUGAUCAACACUCUCGAUCACCAAGCGCGUGUUAGCAAGGAUGUUCUGACUCAGUUCGAUCCUUUUACAAACGAGGACGAGCUGAAUGCGCACCAGGCAUGGGCCAGCUCAGAAGGGCAUCCACCACCUGCCCGAAUCCCAUCGCGCCCCAGUAGUAGAGCACACUCCAGGUCUGCCUCGAAGGACAUCCAACGCGAUGGGCCUUCUUCCCGAUCUGGCUCACCCGCACCACAACCAUCGACUUCUUCCGCCUCAUCUGCCUUUCCCUCGCUCGCUGCAAUAGCUCGGACUUUCUCUAUCCCUAACGUGACAAAUAGAACGCGCCCUCGGCCCUUGUCAAUGGAUGCGGCCAAACCCAUUGCCACCCCCUCGCCUGCAACCAUGUCCUCAUUUGCGCAGCAACAGUCCCAGUCUACUGCGCCAUCACCCCUCUCCAAGCAGAUCCCUCUUCCGCCUGACCACACUGCCUUGAGUACCCAAAGCGCACCGGACACCCGGUCCGCGACUCCAGCUAUUGCAUCACCGUCUGGCUCAGAGUCUCCACGCAAGGAUAAAGAUAAAGACCCUUCUUUUAACUUCCAGAAAUUCCUCGACCAGAUGAAGUCUAGGGGUGCGGAACCACUUGGAAAAUAUGUGCGAUCGUUUCUCAGCAACUUUACGAAACGGACGUUUACCGUCAACGACCAGGUCAAGAUAAUCAAUGAUUUCUUGAGUUUCAUUGCCACGAAAAUGCGGGAAACUGACAUUUGGAGAAAUGCAACGGAGGAAGAAUUUGACAACGCGAUGGAAGGAAUGGAGAAACUAGUGAUGAACCGGCUUUAUGAAUACACGUACACGCCUUGUCUUCCUCUUCUUACUCCACCCCGACCAGUCACUGCUGAUGACCUCGAACGUGAUCGUGUGUUGUCUCAACGGAUUGCGCUGUUUAGCUGGGUACGACCCCGACAUCUCGAUAUACCUGAACUCGAAUCCGACGAUAACGAUGGAAAUGGAAACACUGGAUUUCUAGAAUUUGCUCAACAGGAACUUUGCAAAGUGAAUCAUUACAAGGCACCACGGGAUAAACUCAUAUGCAUUCUGAAUUGCUGCAAGAUUAUCUUUGGUUUAAUAAGACAUUUGCGCAAGGACGAAGGUGCAGACUCUUUUGUGCCGAUACUAAUUUACGUGGUAUUGAGAGCGAACCCUGAGAAUUUGCUUUCGAAUGUCGAGUUUAUAAAUCGCUUUCGAAAUCCUGCGAAGCUCCAGAGCGAGGCGGGUUACUAUCUUUCAAGCCUCAUGGGUGCUGUACAAUUUGUUGAAAGUAUGGAUCAUACCUCCCUUUCUUGUAUAUCACAGGAAGAGUUUGAAAGAAAUGUAGAAGCGGCAAUCCAAACACUCCCUCCGUUACUUCCUUCUUCACCAAUCAUAACCCAAGGCUCACAAACCCCGAAUCAACCUCUGCGUCCAUCUCCACACGCAGGAGAAGAAUCUGCACAACCGCUCGCUCUCACUGUUCCAUCAUCAGCCCAGAAUCUCACGAUUGGCGAGGAUGCUCGAAAACUAUUGCAGAAAACUGGGGAUGUGGUAUCAAAACCUCUCGGUGCUAUUAGUCGUAUAUUUAGCGAGGCACUAGAUGAGAAGAUGGGCUACCUUCCCGGACCAUUCGCACCUUUUGAGCUUGGUAGAGAAGAGAGGGAAAGACAUUGGUCACAUCCAGAGCAGGUCGCACAGUUCGCUGGUGGUCCUUCGCACGCGACGGCAGGCAAUGAGGGACUUCAGGCGCCCAUGCAAACACCUUACAAGCCCCGCGUGCGUCGUACAUCACCCGUCCCAACUCCACUCAUGCACCCGGGGUACCCGUACGGAGCCGACGAAACCUCAAGUAGACCUGGCUCUAGAGGGCCAUAUGUACACCAAGGACUUGGUCCUGCCCAAUCAUUACCUCCCCCGAAUGCUAUUCCACAGCACCUUCAAACACUUUCUGUAGGCCAACAGAUAUCUCGUACGCCCACCCCCUCACUCGACCUUACUGCUGUUGAAGCAGAAAUCGAUCGUGCGCAUGCACAAGCGAGCGCUGCUGCUCGUGCGACUCUGGCCCAGAUCUUCCCAGGAGUGGAUGCAGAAGUACGCGACUGGGUACUGGAGGCCAACGGAGGGGAUUUGGGCAAGAGCAUAGAAGGGCUCUUGGAUAUGGCUGGAGGAUCGUGA